AUAUAGUUUGUGCCGCAUUGCACAGUAUAAGCUAGAAACGUCAGCACUUUAAAUAGAAAUGUUUUAAGAGAAGUAGAAAAGACAGUGGAUAUUAAAGUUUACGUAGAAUUUGUUACUGUUGAAACAUUGUAUUAAAAUUAAAGAUUGUUGUGUAUAUUUGUAACAAAACGUGAAAAAUGUCAUCUGAACCUAUUUUAAAUCCCCCAAUUCCUUAUGUGGGAGCUGUGGAAAAUGGCCUGAUACCUGGUAAAAUGGUAAAAAUUCAGGGAAAAGUUCCUUCAGAUGCUAUAAGAUUUGCUGUUAACUAUCAGUUAGGGCCUACAUUAAAUCCGAGAGAUGAUAUAGCUAUUCAUGUUUCGCCACGAUUCCAAGAUGGAUUUAUUACUAGAAAUCAUAUAAUGUCAAUGAGUUGGGGUCCGGAAGAAAAUGAAGGACCCCUGUGUAUUCAACCUGGACAAGAAUUUGAGAUAUUUAUUUUAUGCGAUCAUGCAUGUUAUAAAAUAGCUAUAAAUGGCAGACAUUUUGCAGAAUUUGUUCAUCGAUUACCAUAUCAAAAAGUUACGCAUUUGGUUAUUGAUGGUGAUGUAGAAGUGAAUUCUAUCACAUAUGAGAAUGUUUCUACUGGUCCUCCACCUUCUACACCUACACCAGAUGUACCUAAUGUUAAUGUUGGACCACCACCACCAGGUGGUUUAUAUCCAACAAUAGGCUCACAAGCACAGCCUCAAGUUGGUUAUGGGCCUAACGCAUAUUUUCCACCUAAUCCAUAUGCAGGGCCUAAUUAUAAUCUUCCUCACGCAUAUGGAUAUCAGCCUGGAUAUGAAAAACCUGAAGAAGAAGAUGCAUUUAAGGGAUGUUUGGAUAAAGUUGGUUUAGCAAUAGGGGGACUAGUUGCUGCAGGAGGCAUAGCUGCUGCUGCACAUGCUAUGAAUAAAAAGAAAGAUGAAGGUGAAAACAAUCAAGAAAAAUCAGAUGCUUCUAAUUUAAAAACAGAAAGCGAAGGAGGUGGUUUAGGAAAUCUUGGCUCUCUUGGAGCUGCUUUAGCCAGUAGUUUAGUGAAUUUUAAUACUUCACAGAGCAAUUCGCAUGCACAACAAGGAUAUCCUCCACAACAGUCAAAUAGUGGUGUAUUAGGCUCUCUCCUUGGAGCUCUAGGUGGUAGUGGAAAUAAUGUACCAGCACAGCCACCGAGUCAACCAACCGAUCCACUGAAGGGAGCAAUAGGAUCCUUCCUUGGUGGUGUUCUAGGAGGUGGUGGAAAUCAGCAACCAAAUUAUCAGUCUUCAGGAGGUUAUGGAGGAAAUUAUCAACCUUCUGGUGGUUAUUCUAACCCGCAAACGAAUACAGGUUCAGAUUUUUUAUCUGGAAUAGGUUCAACAAUUGGAUCGUCAUUGCUUAGUUCUGCUUUUGACAGUUUUGGUAAACAUGGCAAAGAGAAAAGUCAUGGUGAUAGUCAUUCAGUUUCUCCGCAGCCUCAUGUACUAGAUCCCUCACCAUCGGUACAGACUCCUACACAUUCUGAUAGCUCUUCUACUUCAGGACAAAAGUUAUCUGCUGAUGAAAUUUCCAAAGGUCUGGGUUUGGAUAACUAACGUAAAUUAGAAUAAAAAUCUGUGUAAAAGUAUACACAAUAAUAUUAUGCUCUCUGUUGAUAUAUGCUGUAAAUUUAACUAUACUAAUACAAAUAUUACAUUGCA
This is a messenger RNA of Osmia bicornis bicornis, 1697 nucleotides long. RefSeq lists its product as uncharacterized. NCBI's taxonomy places the organism in Eukaryota, Metazoa, Arthropoda, Insecta, Hymenoptera, Megachilidae. The coding region runs from base 177 to 1592 and encodes 471 amino acids. Gene Ontology annotation, molecular function: galactoside binding; carbohydrate binding. The transcript is spliced from 6 exons. The record is from RefSeq and is a predicted model, not a curated record.